This is a messenger RNA of Odontomachus brunneus, 10319 nucleotides long. RefSeq names its product pecanex-like protein 1 (gene pcx). Gene Ontology annotation, biological process: endoplasmic reticulum organization. NCBI's taxonomy places the organism in Eukaryota, Metazoa, Arthropoda, Insecta, Hymenoptera, Formicidae. The record is from RefSeq and is a predicted model, not a curated record. Gene Ontology annotation, cellular component: membrane; endoplasmic reticulum. Bases 363 to 7436 code for a protein of 2357 amino acids. The transcript has 16 exons.
ACAGAGCGAGUGGAUGCGAAAUGCUAAGAAGUGCAAGUAGAUGUGAGUGGCGUGUCGCGCUAUAAUUGAAUGGCUAAAAAUGUCAUCGAGUGACACUUCGUUCCUCCUUCUAAUUCCACGGGCGAAGGUGGGAUUCGUGGUGGUCGACUCUGGCCGAAUCGUGUGAGCGCUAAGUCCAUCGAUUAACAGGGACGCAAAAUAAGAUGCACGGUGAGCUCCAAGUUCUCCGUACGCCUACUGGUUGCUGCCGAAGGCUUAGUUACGAUCUCGAGCGUGAGCAGCGAGCAGCAUUUUAUCGUUGGCCGUCAAGGACGAGAAUGAUGGAAAGAAGAUGGUGAGGCAGCGCUUCCUCGGCUACUGGAAUGGGUUCACAAACGCUGGAGAUUCUGAGGCAAGGCGUCUGGGCGAGCCUGACGGGCGGUUGGUUCUACGAUCCGCAUCUCGACGCGUUCUCCAACACCUUCCACCUUUACGUCUGGCUGUUUCUACUUUGUCUGCCAUUCACGAUUUAUCUGUAUUUUCCUCCUACAUUAUAUGUUUGGUUGGUGUAUUGUUCGUCGUUUGUUGCUGUCUUUGGAACGAUAAAGUGUGUGAAUCAUGCUCUGCACUGUGUAUAUGAUACGACUGAGUGUUUGGAGGAGCCAGGACAAACCAUCAGCCAACAGAAGUCCGAGAGUGAGAAGAAACGUGCAGCACACAAUAAAACUAGGGAACAGUCGCAAGUUCAAACCAGCCAUGGCAUAGAGUUACAAGUUUUAAAUGGUAAAACAGACACACCACCUGUGGAAUGUUCAUCACGUAACUCAUUCAUAGAAACAAACAUACAGAAUGCCGAUGCUGAUAGUAUAACGUCCGAAUAUAAUCGAGACAAGCCUAGCUCGACUAUAGAUCUGAAAGCAGAAAUACAUAGAAAAAACAGUUCGGAAAGCUCAGAGGAUGCACAGCAACUUAAUAAACCAAUGGUAACUAGUAUAAACGUGCACGAGGCUGAAUUGGUUUCAGCACAGUAUCACGAGCCACGCUUUAAGAAUAUUAUAAAUGAGUGGAAAUUGAAGCGGCAGAAAUGUGUAGUGAUCGCGGAGGAAGAUAGACCGGGACCUCGUAAAUUGUGUCGGCAUGCGUCCGAAGAUUCGAGAAAUCGACACUCCAAGCAAGGCAGUCUCGGUAAAACGGGAUCUGAGAGUCAAAUAAAGCAGACCAGUUCGUUGGAGUUGGAACAUCCCGGCGACGACUAUCCCUACUGGAAGUCCAACCAAAGUGUCCGCAGACUUAAUUCCAAUUCCAUACCAAUGGAAACACAUCUGAUAAAUGAUCAUCCGCAGAGUUUGGAGAUCAUAUCGAAAAAAGGGGAUGCGGACAACAAUAAGAUUUCAUCUCAUCCACAAUCAUUAGAGGUUAUUACGAAGAAACCGCAUCAACAACUUGUACAUCCACAAAGCCUUGAGACAAUUGGUGCUGCUAGUAAAAAUAUAAACAAUACUGACGACAAUAACCUGCCUCUUCAUCCACAAAGUCUUGAAACAAUUAAUGCUAAAAAGGUCUUACCACAAAACACACUGAAGAGAAACCAACUGCAGCUCUUACCAUAUCUUAGUUAUGGAUCCGAAAUAGUUCAUCCGAUAGCGGAACAGAGCGAUGAGCAGUUUGCCAAUGAAAGUUCCGGAGGAUUUAGCUUGCGAGACUCCUACAGCCCGUUACUUACGCGAAAAAACAUAGGCGAUACCAACGCUGCGUCUAAUCGAGACAGAAGCCUCAGCACUGGUAGAUUCGAAGACAAUUUUUCGAGCUUUAACGAUGACAAUGGAAUAGAUAAUAACUCUGCGAAUUCACGAGAUGCGUUGCUCGAGGAAUCAAAGCCUAAUGUUAAAAGAAGAUAUAGUAAUGCUAGCCAAAGCAGCCACGAAUUUUCGGACGGUGAAAAGAAUAAAGAAAAGCGAUUGAACAAAUCCAAGAAUGCAGAAGAUCCAUUCAAUUCGGGCAGCGUAGUUGGAAUCGACUGGUUGUUUGAGAGCGGCGAUUGUCCGGUGGAGUCUUGGACGAGUAAGAUAUUUUGGACUUUCGCUCGCUCUGAUGAUACGGAUACAUCAGAAAGCCUACAGACGGCUAGUACAGAUUAUCUGCACACAAAGGAGCCUGACUCGGGAUCGUCCAGUACAACGACCCUCAGCAUGGAGAACGAAGUGAAGCGAAAAUUACUGCCGCAAUUGGAAACAGACAACGUCGCUAAUAAACGUCAUCAGGGAGCAAUUCCCAAGCAAAGUCGUCCGAAACCCGCAUUGUCGGACGCUGUGGAUGAUAGCAUCGUGAGCACGGAGCAGCCAGAGCAGCGGGAGAAUCUCAAGCGUUAUCUGGAGGUGCGACGAGAGAAGACUAGGCGAUGGGGCGGCGGCGGCAGCGGCAGUAGUGGCGGUGGUGGUAAUGGCGGUAGCGGUAGCGGUAGUGGUGGUGGCGGUGCUGGUGGUGGUGGCGGCGGCGGCGGUGGCGGCGGCUGCAGUAGCAGCAGCAGCAGCAAGUUCGAGCAAACCAGCGGUUCAAACAACGAACUGAGUACAUUACUGCCCAGUCCUGCGCCUCCGUUAUUGGCCGCAUUGCUCAAUUCCGAUCGGGACUUGCCCGGGCAGUCGAGCAACGUGUGCGAACGACGACUGAGCCGCAGCUCUGACACUCGCAACGCCCGAAGAAGGUACGGACGAUUGAAACGGCCGUUUCGAGCUCAACGUGGUGGCCCGCGCGGUAUCGGCACUCGCGACGAUAACGUGGUGCCUUUGACCGCGCUGUUCGGUCUCAUUUCUACCGGGGAAUGUCACCUAGCCACUAAUCACAAUGACACGUCCGAGGGCGCAGUGCAUUAUUUUCGUGACGAUAACGGUUGCUGGCUGGCUUACACAUUCGACGAAAAGGCUUCGGACAUCGCCGCGGCCACGCAGCUGCCCAGUAAUCACAACAAUGAAAAGCUGCUAAACACCCUGUUGCGUCAGCAACUUAAUCAGAAUCUACAUUACGAUACGAACUGGGAACUUACGGAUUCCCUGAGCAACAGCUACAGCAGCCUGUCGCUGAAUUCCGCCGGUUUGACGGUGAUAAUCGACACACCGCCGGUAUUGUCGAGUCCGGCGAGCAAUCAAACUAAGACGCAGAGCUCGCCACCGUCCAAUCUGGUCUCCUCGAAUACUGGCAGUUCAAAUCAAUGCACACUGGAGAACUCAGAGCGCGAGCAGUUUCAUCAUACGCUGUCCAUUGCACGCUCAGACUCGAUGGCGGACAGGAAUCGUCGACUACAAAAUCUGCUGGGCAAUCUAAAUCUCAACGCGUAUCAUCCGUCUUCGGAGGCUAACGGUGGUCGUAUGCCCGUGCUGGCGUUGCCAGCGCAUCAAGAGCCCGACAUAAACACCAGCCUCUCGUGGAACCGUUUCGUUGAGGGUUUGGAUGGUAUCGAUACGCCGCCGAAGCGUAAACAAACUAGACAUUAUUACAAAUGGAAGAUCGGCAAGCUGCCGCAUGUCAAGAUACGCUUCGAUCGCCUUGCGUUGUUGGCGCUGCUCGAUCGCAACCUGACCGUCUUCGAGACCGUCGUGUCAACGCUUCUAGCGGCAGCGGUGGCUGGGCUGAGUCUGCUGCUACUCCAGCAGGGUUUCUAUCGCGAUAUCUUCGCGUUCAUCUUUUGCUUCGUUACGGCCGGCUGCCAAUAUUCACUGCUCAAAUCGGUACAACCCGAUGCCGCCUCGCCCACACAUGGCUUCAAUCGUAUUAUCGUAUUCUCCAGGCCAGUAUAUUAUAUUUUAUGCUCGAGCUUGAUACUGAUACUUAACGAGACGCUGAGAAACUUGGAGAAGUCGUCCGAUUUUCGAGUGUAUGGGCUACGCGUCGCCGAUUAUGAUCUUAUAAUGCAGGCGCGUAACGUGCUGCUGAUAUUCCUGCUGUGCUUCCCGAUUGUGUUCUCCUUAGGACUGUUUCCGCAAAUCAACACGUUUCUUAUGUAUGUGUGCGAGCAUUUGGAUAUACAUCUGUUCGGCGGCAACGCGACGACCAGUCUAGUGUCGUCGUUGUACUGUCUCUGUCGCAGCGUGUUGACCGUCUUUAUCUUAUACGGGUUCGCGUACGGCGCUGUGAAUGAGCCCAAGUCCUCGCAGCAUAUUCUAUUCUCCAUAUUCGCCGGUUUACUCGUGGCUGUAUCCUACCAUCUGAGUCGAUCGUCUUCCGAUCCCACCGUGAUAUGGGACAUUCUGAAGGCCAACUUGUGGCCGCCUGUGGACAAUUACGUAGAGGAAAAGGAAGCGAAAAUAAUUGAGAACACGUCGUCGUCGUCGCAGCGUGAUAAUGUUGCAGCGAGCUACAAGGAAGCGAAGAUCAAGGCGUCCGGCAGGAAAAAAGACGUGAAAAUUAAAGUAGGCGAGCAAAUGUCGGACACUGAACUGGUGGAUCCACUACCUGAGAAGCUACGUUCAACGGUGAAUGCCAGACUGAAGAACGAUCUGAUCGUAUGCGCCGUAAUCGGCACUCUGACCUUCGGUGUCCACUGCUCAACAGUGUUCACCGCCCUACAGCCGGAACUGAAUCCGAUACUGUGGGGUAUCGCGGGCUGCUUGGGCUUCCUUCUACAUUAUAUUGUGCCGCAGCUACGUAAACAACUGCCGUGGCUGUGCCUAUCGAGACCUGUUCUGCGUAGUCAUGAACACGCUCAAUUCGAAGUGCGCGAGCCGGUGAAAAUUAUGUGGUUCGAGAAGGCCUACGUGUGCCUAUGCUUUCUCGAGCGUAACGUGUUGUAUCCGGUAGUCUUUCUCGGUGCGCUCACCGAGUGCACUCCGCAGAUCGUCGAGAAGUUCGGCGAGAGCGUCGGUGCCCUCAUCGUCGUUAUGUGCGGCCUCAAGUCACUCAGAUCCGCGUACUCAGACCCAUCCACUCGCUAUCUUGUCCUCGUCUUCGCGGUACUCUUUUUCCAGCGGGAUAUCCGCGGUUUGAGUGAAACCUUUCUGAUGGAUUAUUUCGUCACCGGGAUUGCGUUCGCUAAGAUCUAUGAGCUGCUAUUGAAAAUUCGCUUCGUCGUCACGUACAUAGCACCCUGGCAGAUUACGUGGGGCAGCGCGUUCCAUGCGUUUGCUCAGCCCUUCUCCGUGCCGCACUCUGCGAUGCUCUUUCUGCAGGCCGGCAUUUCGGCGAUGCUGAGCACACCGCUGAACCCGUUGCUGGGCAGCGCAAUCUUUAUCUCAUCCUACGUGCGGCCAGUCAAGUUCUGGGAGAGAGACUACAAGACCAGACGGGUGGAUCACUCAAACACGCGUAUGUCCUCGCAUCUGGAUCGUAAUCUUGGUGCCGAUGAUAACAAUCUCAACUCUAUAUUCUACGAGCAAUUAACCAGGUCGCUUCAGCACAGUCUCUACGGCGAUCUCGCGCUCGGUCGAUGGGGAAACGUCGAACAGGGCGAUUGCUUUUUGCUCGCGUCCGACUACUUGAACUGUUUAGUUCACAUCAUCCAAUUAGGCAAUGGGCUGGUGACGUUUCAACUGAGAGGUCUCGAAUUUCGGGGAACGUACUGCCAACAAAGAGAAGUGGAAGCAAUCUCUGAGGGUAUCGAGGAUAACGAUAAUUGCUGCUGCUGCGAAAUGGGCCAUCUGUCGAAUGUACUUAGCGUGAACGCAGCCUUUAGUCAACGUUGGCUCGCUUGGGAAGUAGCAAGCGCCAAGUAUGUGCUCGAGGGUUACUCUAUCUCCGACAAUUCGGCAGGUUCCAUGCUGCAGGUGUUCGAAUUUCGCAAGGUGUUGGUUACUUAUUACGUCAAGAGUAUUGUUUUCUAUACUGUGAAGUCGCCCAAACUAAAACACUGGUUAGAGAAUCCAGACAUUGCUGACGCACUGAAACCGACACUCGAAAAAAACUUCAUCGAUCUUGAUCCCGUUUUCAAUAUGAACAUCGAUGAGGAUUUCGAUUUCCGCGCAAGUGGAAUUACGCGUAGCAGCUUCUGCAAUGUUUACCUCGACUGGAUACAAUAUUGCGUUGGUAAACAUGAUAAGUCGCUGGACAGAACACGUGAUUCGUAUCUCGUAUCUUUAUGUCUCGCCCUAAGUCUAUUGGGAAGACGUGUGUUAGGUGCUGCAUCUCACAACACUGUAUCGAGUGUUGAAUUUUUUCUUUAUGGACUACAUGCGCUGUUCAAAGGAGAUUUUCGUAUAACAUCAGUCCGUGACGAAUGGGUAUUGCACGAUGUCGACUUACUGCGUAGCGUAGUCGCAAAAGGUGUGAGGAUGGCCUUGAAACUGCACCAGGAUCAUUUUAUGAGCCCGGAACAAUACGUGGAAUCGUCGGCGCUCUUCGAAGCAAUCGACAGUCACGACAAGAAUCUCGUCAUUAGUCACGAAGCGGAUCCACUUUGGAGAAAUGCUGUAUUGAGCGGUGCACCCAGCCUGUUGGCGCUUAGACACGUGUUAGACGACGGUAUAGAUGAAUAUAAGGUGAUAAUGCUUAACAAGCGUUUCCUCAGCUUUCGAGUGAUCAAAAUGAACCGCGAGUGCGUCCGCGGACUUUGGGCCGGUCAGCAGCAAGAGUUAGUGUAUCUGAGAAAUAGAAAUCCGGAACGCGGUUCGAUACAGAAUGCCAAACAGGCGUUGAGAAACAUAAUCAACAGUUCGUGCGAUCAGCCAAUCGGAUACCCGAUUUAUGUCUCCCCAUUGACGACCAGUUACGCCGAGACGAACGAACAAUUGUGUUCGAUAGUCGGAGGACCGUUGAGUUUCGGCACCAUAAAGAGUACCGCAUUAAAAUUGUGGCGAAGAAUAAGGAGGAGAUGCGGUCAAGGUUGCUCUUCGGGCGGUACCGGUUCCCAAGACGACGGAGGUUUUGGAAAUGAUGGAAUAUAUGCGAUGACAACUUACAACAUACAUACUGGCUAUGCUCAGUCAGGUCACAAUACCUCUGGCUCACAGUCAAUGGAAUCCGGUUGCCAAAUCGGAGGUUCGACCGGUCGCGGUUCUCUUGGUCGUGCAAACACAGGCUCUCUUGGUGGUAACAGAGGCUCGCUCGCUUCUGUCGGUAAACCAACUAGCUCCACGCUCGCUAGUCUGGCCGGACUACUUAGUAAUAGCGACAUCAAAACGGAAACAAAGAGUGAGACGAGCUUUUCCAGUAAACUGGAGAAAGAAGAGGUUUUCCAGAGAGUUUACAUUAUAGAUCCCAAUCAAGUGUACGACGCGAUCAAUCUAGGUCGGCGUAUAGACGUAAUCUGGCCAGAUGAAAGGAUGAGACAACAAGGCGGUCGUUCUGGCUGGCAACAUUGGGUGCCGGAAAGAGGUAUGGAAGGCUGUAUAGUUCACCGUUGGUCGCCGAAUCAUCGCGAUCCAAAUCGGCGGUCACACGUCGACAAAGUCAUUCUACUCGUGAAGAUAGACGACAAGUAUGUGCCGAUAGCCGAGCAAGGUGUGCGGGACUUGGGUGCGGAGGUUUAGCGAAAUAUUAUCAAGACUAGUGCCGCGAUAACGCACGCUCACGAUGGCUUUCGUACAAUUAUUCUCCGAGCCGCGAACUCAUGAUAAUACUCGACGCGUCAACGAGAUGAAGAAGAAGAAAGAGAGAUAUUUCAGUCUUACAAAUGCAGAACAUUUAACGAAAUUCGUUACUUUAAUGUAAACCGUAAUCUAUCGUAUUGACAAUGUUGAACUACUAGUUUCUUACUUCCACACGAAAUCGAUACUCGCCAUUAGGACAUAAAUAAAAGGACGGCUCGAAUCGACGACACGUUGAAUUACGUGAGAUUCUUAGCCUAGUUACGAUGUUUUCAGUUCGUUUAAAUCAGUAUCGUAUCUUGAUAUUGCGUUGUUAUCGCAAACUUUUUCGAUUACUUCUUAUCUUUUGUUGAUGUUGUACUUAGAAGUUUUGUGGAACUUGAGUGGAUGAUUCUUGCCGAAUUUAUAGUAUCACGUUUCUUUGUACCUUGAUUAAAACGUUAAUACUUUAUUCUUUGUAGGCUUCUACGCAAAGUGCUAACGUGUUGACGGAAUUGAGUCGUAGAAUCUAUAUAGACAAAAAGAGAGGGAGAGAAAAAAAAAUAUAUAUACACAUAUAAAUAUAUAUAUUUUUUUUGUCACCUUGUAACCAUCCAACUAAAAUAUAUUGUUAUAUUUCUCGCGAGUUGCAUAAGAAGGCAAAACGUCGAUUGCCAAGUUAUUCAAUGCAAACCGAAUUGUAUCAUGUUGUAUUAUACUAAUGUAUUAUAUGAUCAUAUAUAUGUUGGCUCACUGAACGGUAUACGGAGCAGAUGUUACUUGUUGCCCAGUGAAUUUAAACUUGUUUAUCGUAUCGAUUAAAAGAGAAAAUGUAAGUGUUCGGGCGCGCGUUCCUCUUCCACUAAUUUAUAACGUAUAAAUGUGGCAUAUAUUUUUGGCGGUUGAUAAAAAAAAGGAAGCGAAUUGCAGAUUAGUGGAGCUGUAAUCUAUAUAAUUAUGAGUAUAUAAUAAUGUAUUAUAUAAAUUACAAACAAAACUAAUUAGAUAAGCUGUUGCUAUAUAAGUCAUUUGCAACAGGUGAACACAACACAACAAGUGACAUCGAUAAAAGUUUAUAUCGGUGUUCGGCAAAAUGUAUUGAUGAAUAUCGAUUUUGAAUAUAUAUAUAUAUAUAUAUAUAUAUAUAUAUAUAUAUAUGUAUGUAUGUAUGUAUGUAUGUAUAUAUAUGUGUAUAUGUGUGUGUAUAUAUAUAUAUAUAAUAUGUAUGUAUAUAUGUGUAUAUAUAUAUAUAUGUAUAUAUAUAUAUAUAUAUAUAUAUAUAUAUAUAUAUAUAUAUUUGUAAAUGCAUCAGCGUACAUUUUUUAUAUGCAAUUACAAAUGUCGCUACUGGCGAUGUACAAUAUCUUACAUCGUAUUACACUAACCCUUAACUACUCUGAGGCGAAGGAAGUUUUCUGGAAUUCCAUGUUAUUUAUUUUUAAAUAAUUUUGUUACAUAGAGAUUGGCAUGGGACGUUGGCAUAUAUGUAUAAAGUAAUAUAUUUAUGAAUAAAAUCCCUUGAAAACUAGAUUCAAAGUUUGAUUCCUUAUUGAGGCUUUCAAAAACCUCAUCUAAGUAUAAGCAUUUAUUUUCCUAGAAAAGCUAAGGGUUAAUAAUAUUUUAUGAUACGCUGAUACAUUUUCUUUGAACAUAUGCGUUUAUAAAUGCAGAUUUAUCAUGCAGAUUCCACUAAUCUGCAAUAGUAUGCAUUAGCAUACGUGAAUAUACAUUUACAAAAAAAUAUAUAUAUAUUCAAAAUCGUCGCGUACUUCAUUAUUCGUUAAUAUAUUUUUCCUGUGCAACACUGGUUUGUAUAUAAAAUAUCAUUCGUGUUUUUCUACAUUUUUUUACGAUUCUUUUUUAAGCUAAAUGAAAUAUAAAUAAGUUGUAAAUAUACGCGCAAUACUACUGCACAAGCGUCCAAAAUUUAUUCCACUUGAAGAACAUGCAAUCUCGCGAGGCCAGGAGGUCGCCUCGACAGAACAUAUCCUUUUCAUUGAAAAAACAGCGUUGUCCCUUGUUCAUUUCCAUGUUUAUGCAUGUACAAAAGCUUCUUCGAAUUCGGUUGGCAUUGCUUAGUUAAUUGUACGCGACAUAGUGUGGCUCGAAAAUGCAUUUGCAUCUGAGUCAACAAAGGAGAAUUGUCCUCAGAUGUUAAAUAUGAUUGCGAGUAUCACGUGCAAAUGCAUUGCCGUGCGUUUUAUCGGACGACGAGAGAAGAAGUGUAUCUAUUACUGUUAUUCUUAAAAGAAAACUACGAAUAGUUUUUCUAUUUCUCUCUGUUUUUCUAAUUUUGUAUAUAAUAUUCGUAAGUUCUAAUAAUUUCUACUCGGCUCUUGUUUCACUGUAAAUGUUAUAAACGAAUGCGAGAACAUAUAUGUAUAUACAUAUAUACUAGUUAUUAAAUAAUAAGGAACGCAGGGUUGCUUGCAAAAAUUGUCAGAUCCGUUGGUAGCUUGUUCGCCAUAUUGUCACCAUAAAGAAAUGAUAUAUAUAUAUAUAUAUAUAUAUAUAUCUGGCAAGCAGGAGAAAAGAAAAGAGAGAAAAGUUAUUUUGCAAGUGACCACGGAAUCACAGCAUUGCCUUAUCAUGGUGUCUUAAAAAAACACCUGACUGAUGAUGAAAAAGAUUAUAGCUAGUCUUUUAAUUAUUGGUACACACUUACGUAUUGCUUGCUGCCGAAAGUCACAGGGGUGCUCUUUCACCAGAGAGUUUACGUGGAGUAAUAAUCUUUAUUAUAUCUCUGGCCUAUACUAUUAUCUCUUUAAUGGACAGUACUUUCAUACACUGAUUGUACACAAUUGUUUUACGAUUAUUUAAGAAUAAACGAAGAACUGUGAAACCUGA